GCUGUUGGAGUGCUUUUCCUUCAGCAGCUGGAAGUGCAAGCACUGAGCCUGCCAAACAGUGAGGGCAGAGGCUGCAGCCGGGGGUGGUGGUGGCACAUCCUGAAGCUUGCUCUUGGGCUGGGCUCCUCCUGGUGCUGGUGGCUGCGUGAGGCACCGAAACGCGGGUCUGGUUCUUUGUGCACUGCUCUUUUUAAAGGCUGAGAUGUAAUUGGGCCGUGUUCAGCUGAGAGAUUUGUCCGUUGAGUCAUGCAGAGCCGCAUCAUAAGCUAAGGGCCGGGAGGAGGAAGGAAAGAAUUUGGUGUGCGUUUCAGGCUUCUCUGCAGCACUGGAGAUCAGUCAGAAAGCUGAGGACAGCAUGCCGUGACAGCAGUGAUCAGCCAGCAGCGCUGUAAGCAUCAGGGGUCAGUAGCAUCCAGCCAGCUGGAACGUCUCUCUUCUGAAAGGUAACAGGCUCUUGGCAACCGUGCAAGAAGGUGGAUUAUUUUUAAAGCAAUGAGCAUGCGUCCCUAGUCAUGAUUUGUGGUUCAGUCCGGCUGGAGCUGUCUGAAUGAAGCUAUGGGCUGUGCGUCAGCCAAGCAUGUUUCUACUGUUCAAAACGAAGAGGAAACUCAGAAGGGGAAAAACUAUCAGAACGGCGAUGUGUUUGGUGAUGAGUAUAGGAUCAAACCAGUGGAAGAGGUCAAAUACAUGAAAAAUGGGGGAGAAGAUGAUCAGAAAAUAGCAGCCAGGAACCAAGAAAACUUGGAAAAAAGUGCCAGUUCAAAUGUAAGACUUAAAUCUAAUAAAGAGAUCCCGGGAUUAGUACAUCAACCCAGAGCAAACAUGCACAUCUCUGAAAGCCAACAAGAGUUCUUCAGAAUGCUUGAUGAAAAAAUUGAAAAGGGUCGUGACUAUUGUUCAGAAGAGGAGGAUGUCACAUAGUGCCAAUUCUGCCAAUCAAACCAGGAGUACUACUGUGUAAAUAGAUUACAACCCAGUUGAGACCUUUUGGAAGUCUUCUAGAGCGAACAGCACUACAUAACAGAAGAUCAUUUCCACAUUAUAUGCUCCAUUCAGUUACAGUGUUUCUUAAUGAACAGAUGAGGAAUAUUGCUCAUAAGAACUCAUAAGGAACUAUUUUCGUUGCUGCUAGUUAAAACUUGUUGCAACUUUUCACUUUCUCUGUGUCCAGAUACGCAGCAAAUCCUUAAAAGUUAAUCCGAAAGACGGUGUUGAUUUUACGAAGGCCUCGGGCCUGUUUUCUAUCAGAUUGAGGUAGUGUUGCACACAGCUUCCAUAAGUGAACAUUCAAGCAUCUGAGAAACACCCUUACGCUGUCUGUCAGUCCGCGUGCGGCCGGAGUGCUUAUUCAUGCUGGUGAUUUCAAGCUUUGGAGAUGGGAUGUUUUGCCAUGGCAGGCCUUGUUUCUCUGCUGAGAAGAAGCUGAGAAACUGUUGUCCAUUAAAAGCAUGUUAUCACUGAAAUGCUGGAAGUGAUGCAGGAGCAGGAAUUUGUAUUUUAAGAGGAAAAGAGUUUCAUUUAAUAGGUAUCUUAAUCAAGGACUAAGCUUGCAGUAUUGGCUUCGCUGAGCACGAAUGGGAGUGUGAUCACAAUCAUUUUGAAUCUCUUUUUUUCUAAGAAAAUAAACAUUUUACUGUUUUUAUGUA
Numida meleagris (helmeted guineafowl) is the source of this 1646-nucleotide messenger RNA. RefSeq names its product chromosome 7 C1orf21 homolog (gene C7H1orf21). The coding region runs from base 556 to 921 and encodes 121 amino acids. NCBI's taxonomy places the organism in Eukaryota, Metazoa, Chordata, Aves, Galliformes, Numididae. The transcript is spliced from 7 exons. The record is from RefSeq and is a predicted model, not a curated record.